This is a messenger RNA of Mytilus trossulus (common blue mussel), 1968 nucleotides long. RefSeq lists its product as uncharacterized. The record is from RefSeq and is a predicted model, not a curated record. Gene Ontology annotation, molecular function: monoatomic cation channel activity. Gene Ontology annotation, cellular component: plasma membrane. Lineage: Eukaryota; Metazoa; Mollusca; Bivalvia; Mytilida; Mytilidae. Gene Ontology annotation, biological process: metal ion transport; monoatomic cation transmembrane transport. The coding region runs from base 1 to 1968 and encodes 655 amino acids. The transcript has 14 exons.
AUGGAAGAAAUCGAAGUUUGUGAAGAUGGUGGGAUUACUAACACGAAAACAGAAAAACACAAGAAAAAGAAAUCAAAGAGAAAAGUUCACAAGUCACGUAAGACUAUAGAAAUUGGGGAGAAAACGGAAAUACGAUCUAGAGAAAUAGAGGAGGACGCGGAAUUACGAUCUAGAGAUGAAGAGGAGGAACCGGAAUUACGAUCAAGAGAAAUAGAGGAAGAACUGAAAUUAAAGAAAGAAGUUGCUAAAAUUUGGAACAAAUGUUUUCAAGAUGGAAGUGCAAAACCAUGGUUUGUGAUAUCUGUACUUGGAGACUCCUGCAGUAAGGUGCCAAUGACAUGGGAGAAAUCUAUAUUUCAAGCCAGUCUUAUUGAAAUGGCUACAGGUGCAAAAGAAUGUUGGAUAAUACAUGAAGGAGGACAUGGCAAACUGAGUCAGUCAGUAAUAAAAGCAGUGGAAACCCAUAGAAUAAUAACAGAUAACACGUCCAUUGAAAAAGGCAGACAAUCAAGAGGCGUUAACGUUAAACUUGUCGCUAUUUCAAGGACCGAUGUAUCAGAAAAGAAUAAAAGUAAAAAUCCAAGAGAUCAACAACAUGUUGUUUCUGGUGUAUAUGAUGAUGUACAUACAGAAUUUCUGAAAAACAUAUGUCAGUCAAAAGUUACAAUACUGAAGCUUGGUAAACAAGAACUGGAGAUAAAGAUACCAAUUAUUGUUCUUCUUGCUGAAGGGAAUAUGGACUCUUUGAGACAUGUGGAUAAAAUAUUGAAACAAGGCACACCGGUUAUUGUUAUGAAAGGUACCGGAAAGUCUGCUGAUAUCAUUAUACAGUAUCUUGAAUCUGGAAAAAAAAUCCUAAAAAGUCAAGCUCAAUUGUUGUAUGGAAUCAAUUUCAACACGGAUGAUUAUGAAAGACUUAAACCUCUGAUGGAAAGCAUAGAAAAGCAAAAGCAUUUGAUUUCUGUCUACGAUGUUAAAUGCCCAAAUGAUACCUUGUCUAACACAGCAACAAAUGCCAUUUUAUUAUCAUGGGACGAGAGGCGCAUUGCAAAUAGCGAGAGGGAGGAUGCAUCUGAAACUAAUAUUGAUUUAAUUGCUAGUAUUAAAUAUUCUGAUGUUGACAAUCAUGGAGGGCCAGAAGACGAUUCGAGGCCACAAUUAAGCUCAAUCCAAGGAGAUUCAAGUGUCACAGCAAAUAAAACAAAAAAUGUAGAUAGUGAUACGGAAGGAGAAAACUGGCUGAGCUCGUCCUCCUUUCCAUUAUAUUUCACCAUAGCAUAUCAACAUUUGCAGAGUGAAAAGGAAUAUCAGUCACAGUAUUUUGUACAAUUACUGACAAAAGCUAUUGAGGCUGACAAUAUAGACUACGUUACAGUACUCAUACAAGAACAUGAUGUUAAAUUUGACCACAGCUGUUUUCCUGAUCUUUACAAGGAGAAAGAGAAAUUCCAUCUGGGUUUAUUCGAAAAGGAUCAGAAAAGCAAUGAUGGUGGCAUUGAAAAGUCUGAGUCGCAGUGCAUUAAAGUUGGUAGAGAACUGUGUCGACUGUUUCUAAAUUAUCCGAAAGUGACAGCCUUGUUAGCUGCUGCUCUAUUGAAACGUAUGGCGCUUAAAGCAAUAAAAGUUGCAGACAAAUCUGUGUAUGAAGAGUUAAUGGAUCAUUCAAGACUUUUCGAACAACGGUCCUUGAAAAUUUUGGAGACACUUUACAAGGAAUAUCCAAGUGAAGCAACGAAACUCAUGACUUCUGUAUUUACUGUUUGGAAUAUAGAUAUAAGUCCUCUGCGAUGUGCAUACGAAAGCGAAUUUUACGACUUUGUAGCUCAUGCAUGCUCUCAAAGAUGCCUUGAUAAAAUAUGGUAUAAUACACAGGAUGCAUCAGUGGGGGAGAGUCAAAAGGGAUUGAUAACAGUUCUUGUUCGUACAACCAAUCAGAUGUUGAAAGAUGUGUCGAGUAUGAUUGGAUAA